CAAUAUGAAUAUCCAGUUAUAUUUUCACUUUCUAAAUCAGACACCUGGGCGAACGACUAGAGAAGGAAGUUGAUGUGGCUCAGACCUCAGACAGGUGGCCCUGAAUGCUGUUGCCAGGCAUAAGGAUGGAACUGCAAACUUUGCUGUACUUCUGUGGUCUUCAAGUUCUAGUGGUCAUUCUCAACCUUUGUCCCUCUGUCGCAGUAACAGAGAAACAAAGUGAAGAGAAGCACAAGGCAACGUCUCCGUUUACCAUCAAGAACCAGGCAUUGCCUUGGGAUAACAUCAGGCUUCCACAAGCUGUCAAACCUUUGCAUUAUGAUCUCCUUAUCCACCCCAACUUAACUUCCCUUGAUUUCACUGGGUUUGUUCAGAUCCAGUUGGAAGUUUUGCAGGAGACCAGCGCUAUCAUUCUACACAGCAAGGACUUGCACAUCUCCAAGGCAGAGCUUGUAGAAUCAGGCAGAACUCAUCCUCUUCAGGUUCUCGAACUUCCAUCCAACCAGCAAGUGGCUCUUCUGUCCAGCGAUGUCAUAGUUAAGGGUCGUCAGUGUGCAGUUUCCCUCACAUUUGCUGCCAAUCUUUCCGAGACCUUUCACGGCUUCUACAAAAGCACGUACCGUACACGCAACGGAGAUGUCAGAGUUCUUGCCUCCACGCAGUUUGAGCCCACCAGCGCACGCUCUGCCUUCCCCUGCUUUGAUGAACCAGCUUUCAAAGCUAAUUUCUCUAUUCGGAUCCGUCGAGAGGCCAGGCACGUUGCUCUCUCCAACAUGCCAAGGGUGAAGACAGUCGAGCUGCCCGAUGGAAUCCUGGAGGACCACUUUGACACCAGUGUGAAGAUGAGCACCUACCUGGUGGCUUUUCUUGUGUCUGACUUUGUGUCCAUCAGCAAGACCAGCCUGCAUGGAGUCAAGAUUUCGGUAUACACGGAACCUGAGAAGAUCUCCCAGGCAGAGUUUGCACUGGAUGCUGCAGUGAAGCUCCUAGACUUCUAUGAGGAUUACUUUGACAUCCCAUACCCACUACCCAAACAAGACUUGGCUGCUAUACCUGACUUCCAGGUGGGAGCCAUGGAGAACUGGGGUCUUACAACCUACCGGGAGUCUGCUCUUCUAUUUGAUCCCACAAAGUCCUCGGCUUCCGAGAAGCUGGGAAUCACCAUGAUUAUUGCCCAUGAGCUGGCGCACCAGUGGUUUGGAAACCUGGUGACCAUGCAGUGGUGGAAUGACCUGUGGCUCAAUGAGGGAUUUGCAAAGUUUAUGGAGUUUGUAUCAGUCAGCGUCACCCACCCUGAGCUGCAAGUGGAAGAUAUUUUCCUCGACAAGUGUUUCUCAGCAAUGGAAGUGGAUGCUCUGAGCUCCUCACAUCCAGUCUCCACCCAUGUGGAGAACCCCACACAGAUAGAGGAAAUGUUUGAUGAUGUCUCGUAUGAAAAGGGAGCUUGCGUCUUGAACAUGUUGCAGGAUUUCCUCAGUGCCGACGCUUUUAAAAACGGAAUUGUCCGCUACCUCCGGCGGUACAGCUACAAGAACACGGUGACCAGUGACCUAUGGAAUAGUCUGACUAAUGUCUGUGAGCAUGAUGAGCAGGAUGAGGGGCGACCGAGAGGCGAUGGUUUCUGCUCCAGGACCGAGUCCCAGCCUGCAGCUUCAGACAAACUGGACGUGCAGGGGAUGAUGGACACCUGGACAUUGCAAGAAGGGUUCCCUCUGAUCAGCGUGGAGGUUAAAGGUCGAGAGGUCCGAUUAAGUCAAGAGAGAUAUCUUAAAAGCGCGGAGUCUUCGAAGACGUCAGGGUUCCUGUGGCACAUUCCACUAACCUACAUGACCAGCAAGUCCAGCACAGUCCAUCGCUUUCUUCUAACAACCAAAACCGAUGUUCUGUACCUGCCGGGUGAGGUGGACUGGAUCAAAUUCAAUGUGGACAUGAACGGGUAUUACAUUGUCCACUAUGAGGCAGGAGGCUGGGAUACUUUGACUGAUCUGCUCCAGCGGAACCACAUGGCGCUGAGUAGCAAUGACAGGGCCAGUCUCAUUAGCAGCAUCUUUCAGCUCGUCAGCAUAGGGGAAGUUCCACUCGACAAAGCCUUGGACCUGUCGCUGUACCUGAGCAAGGAGAGGCAUAUCAUGCCAGUGAUGCAGGGGUUCAGUGAGCUCGUGCCCCUCUACAAACUCAUGGAGAAGAGGGACAUGGAAGACCUGGAGAAACAGAUGAAGGGCUACAUUGUGAACCUCUUCCGAGAUCUGAUUGACCUCCAGUCGUGGACUAACGAUGGCUCGGUGUCUGAAAGGAGGCUGCGCAGCUACUUACUGCUCUUUGCAUGCGUGCGUGGUUACCAGCCGUGCGUCGACAAAGCCACCGCUCUCUUUGUCAAGUGGAAGAAGUCCAAUGGCACCAUGAGUCUUCCCAGCGAUGUGAGCCUGGCGGUUUACUUUGUGGGUGCCCGCUCUCCUGAGGGAUGGGACUUCCUCUUUGAGACAUACCGCCAUUCCUUGUACACAUCACUCAAGUUCCAGAUUAAAGCUGCGCUCACCAGCAGCCCUCUGACGGAGAAGCUCCGAUGGAUAAUGGAGCAGAGCUUGGAAGGAGACGUGGUGAAGACCCAAGACCUGCCUUCAGUGCUGGUCAGCGUCAGCAAGAACCCGAAGGGCUACAAGCACGCCUGGGACUUCCUGAGAGCAAAUUGGGACAGGCUGGUGAAGAAGUUUGAACUUGGAUCUCAGACCAUCGCAAACAUUGUGACUGAAGUGACCGGCAGCUACUCCACCAAGGAGAUGCUGGAAGAGGUGCGCAGUUUCUUCAGCUCCAAGCUGGAGGGGACUGGAAUGGAACUGCGCUGUGUCCAGCAGGCACUGGAGAACAUUGAAGAGAACAUCCGCUGGACAGACAAGAACCUUCCUCUGCUUAAAGCCUGGCUGGACAGGCAAGGUUCACUGCAGAGAGAAUAAAGAGUACCAUUUUGUGGAACACGGGUGAGCCUGUAUUGGGUUUGAUGGCUGACAAGAAAAUUUCCCAGUUUCCACAGCUGCAUUUCUCUCAACCUUUGUAACACCAUACGACUGAGGAAAGGUUUGAGAUGGACACUAGGAUUGAAUUUGAUUUUACGGUAGACAUUUUUGGAUGAUGCUCAGGAAAAUGCCUUUUUGGUUGUAUUCUUAUACUUUAACUUGGGUGAUAGAUUUCCUAUACAGAUUCCAAACAAGUGAUGGAUAAGUUUGUUUCUUAAACAGCACAUUCAUUCACAUAUUUGUAUUUACUUUUGAUUUAUUUAGCAGAUGCUUUUGUCCAGAGCAGGUCAAUCAGGAAAUCUUGAGGCUCCAUAACGCAGGAGCUGUGGUCAGAUGUUUCAUGCGCUGGAAAGGGAGAUAGGCUGCUGUCCUUUAAACAAACGCCACAAGACAAGACAGCACAGAAAACAUUUUACUUUUCCUUCUAGUUUGCACUAUAAGUGUAUGGGGACAGAUGGUAGUGUAGUGGUUUGCGCUACUGCCUUUGGAUCCAAAGCUUGCAGGUUUGAUCCCC
This is a messenger RNA of Scleropages formosus (Asian bonytongue), 3525 nucleotides long. It is a transcript of the gene erap1b, whose product is annotated as endoplasmic reticulum aminopeptidase 1b. NCBI's taxonomy places the organism in Eukaryota, Metazoa, Chordata, Actinopteri, Osteoglossiformes, Osteoglossidae. Gene Ontology annotation, cellular component: cytoplasm; membrane. The record is from RefSeq and is a predicted model, not a curated record. Gene Ontology annotation, molecular function: peptide binding; metalloaminopeptidase activity; zinc ion binding. Gene Ontology annotation, biological process: peptide catabolic process; proteolysis. The coding region runs from base 105 to 2951 and encodes 948 amino acids. The transcript is spliced from 19 exons.